Messenger RNA from Blepharisma stoltei, 3963 nucleotides. The record is from the annotation of a GenBank genome assembly. NCBI's taxonomy places the organism in Eukaryota, Ciliophora, Heterotrichea, Heterotrichida, Blepharismidae.
AUGGACAAGAAAAAAUCACCUAAACUUCCCAAAAAAACACCUCCUUCAACCCCUCAGAUCAAUUCCAGCAAGAUUCCAUCAUGCUCAAACCCUCCUAAAAAGACCGGUUCUGCCCCCAAAAAGCCAAUUCAAGAUUACAGUAAUCAAGUCGAAAACUGAAUUCACCUUUUUCGGCAUCUUAACAAUGCUAUUGAAGAUCUCUUCACAAUGUGCACUAACGAAAAUUUCUCAGCAUUUACUGAUGGCGCUAUAGAAACCCUCGAACAUUCCUUACUCCCCCCCUCUGUGAGUGAACAAAACCAUUAGAAAAAUCGCUAUUUUUUGCACAAAAACCCACCCUCCGUGAGAUAACAAAAAUUUUUUAUGGAAAAAAAAAUUUGAUAUAUAAAUGAUAAUUAGUAUAAUGAAAUCUAGAGCUAAUUCUGUUUAAUUUUAAACGAAUCGCUUUUUAAAACAUAAACUUUAUAAAUUAAAUUAACAUUUGCUUUCCAAUUUUUACGAAUUAGGGUUUUUUUUAAAAUUUCGAAAAAAAAAUAUUUUUUAUAAAAUUUAUAUAUAAAUUUUUUUAAAAAAAAAAUUAAACCCCUCCGUGAGUGAACAAAAUUUUUUUGUUCACUCACGGAGGGGGGGGGAGUUAGAAGAAUUUAGAAAUUUGCGACAAAAGCAAAGCGGGAACACAAGCGUUGAUAUUUCUGAUCCUUCCGGAAGUGUCGACGGUGAGCUUUUAAGACAGUAUUUAGACGAUGGCUUAAGUCCUGUCCAAGCCUUAGUCCUUCUGAUCCGAGAAAGAGCUGCUGAAGAAAGUGACGAAAUUGAAGAAGAAAGCUGAGAAGAACUCUCCGUCAUUUCUUUUGAUUCCGACAAACGCUGCAAAUCACUUUCUCCUGGAAGAGUAGACCGGAUCAGAAAGCUUGAAGAAAAACUAUUCAGAGAAAAACCAAGCCCUGUAGAGGUCAAGCAGAAAAUUGACGACAAACAAAAGCGCGCUGAAUGAAAACGUAGCCUUAUUGACAUGAAAAGGCAAGACGUCGCUUUACAAAAGCAGAGGAAAAUGAGAAAAAUAAAAGAGGAAAUCGAAAAGAUAGGUGCAGGUCAAAUGACAUUGCCUUUUUGAUAGUGUCCAUUUCACCCAGACAUUUGACCGAAAAAACCCUUUAAUUUUCAGCCAAAUGCCGCAUUAUUAAAAUUUUCGACCAAAUGCAUUUCGAUGAAAUGCACACUGUCAAAAAUCCACUGUCAUUUGACAUGGAGCCGAAAAAGAUUAAUGAGGAUAAAAAAAGAGCAAUUGAGCUGCAAAUUUUGUUAAAACAAAGCAAGGCUGAUGAAAGGUAUGAAGCACACUUAAGCCAGAUCAGGAAUAGGGCUAAAACCGAAAAUUCGAAGCCGAAUGAGGUUGCGUUUAUACUAGAGCUGCAAGCAGAGGAUAAAAAGAUGACGAUUGACCAGAAAAUAGAAGAUACAAGGGAAAGAAGAACGAAAGCCUUGCAGAGUAUUAAACAAAAACAGGCAGAAAGAAUACAGAAAGAAGAAGCUGCAGAGAAAAGAAGACUUGCGCUGCAGUCGGAAAGGGGAAAUAAGUGGAUGUCAGCGAAAACGAAGCUAGAAGAAGCUGAAAAUCGUAGAAUUAUACAGUAUUUGGCUGAUUCGAAUAAUAAAUUAUUAUAUUAAGACUAAAUUAGCAUUUUUAUAUGCUUACCAAUAGAAUUAAAAUUAAAAUGAUUAUAAAUUUUUAGAAGAAAAGAAAACAAAAGCAGAAGAACUCGGCAAACGCGGCGGCGAAAGAACCUAUAGAAGCAGCAUAAGUAUAAAGUCCCGCGACGAAACUGAAAUAGUUGAAGAAAAAGAAAACGAAAGCUGAGACAGCAGCUCUACCUCUUCAGUCGACGACGUUCCAAAACUCUGAGCCUACAGAGUCUGAAGCACACACAAAGACCCCAACGUAAAAAUGACUUUCAACAUGAAAAAAGGCAAAAUCCAAAAACAAAAAAUAUUUCAGCAGAGAUAUUUAUGAUGCUCUGUUUGCAAUUUUGAAAUCCCCACAGACUCCAGCCCAGAAGAGCACAUAAAUUCAGACAGACAUCAAGAUGAGCUGCGUAGAUUUCUCGUCCAAGGAAACUUAUCAGACCCUGUCAUUAUGCUGACAAGCUCUCAAGAUUUAGAGCAGCAAAGAGACCUUUAUGUAAAAAAAAGAAUGAAAAAAGUCAAGCAGAUGUUGACGAAUAGAUGCCAAAAACAUGAAAAAGUGUGCAUUAUGGGGAGAGAAACGUCUGGGGUGAAUAAAAAUAGAAUACAAAAGCUGGGGAUCGAUUUUGAGAAGUGCAUUGCGAAUAAUGUUAUUGAUUAUGGACAAAUUGAUAGUAUAUUGAAAGAUACAAUAAAAAUACUUGAUCAGAGAAAAGAGGCUGAUUUGCAUGUGAUAAGGCAGCUGAAAUUUAUUCCUUGUUUAAUGGAAAUCAUUAUAAUUGAAGGCAAAAUAAUUUGCUAAUUAAUAUAGCUACUCAUAUAAGAGUAGUCCUAUUUUCUAUAAAAAAUGGUAAAAAAUACAAUAGCAGCUACCAAAAAAAUAUUGAUAAAAUUGCAAAAGAUUAAUAAAAAAGUUAAAAAUUGCCCAAAGCACGAAAUGAAAUACAUUUUAGGCCUGUUGGAAGUUGGCUCCAAAUUUUUAGCAAUCUUUUCUGGGCUUAGUGAAAACCGCACAUAUAUGAUCAUCACAAAUCGGCUGAUCCCUCUUGUAGACUUAGUCUGCUGAAUUUUAGAAAAACCUCCUAAAGCAAUUAUGGAAUUAACCUACCUGUCCCAGCUUUUCCACAUACUCACAAUCCACCUUAAGCAUAGGCUCCAAGCUGAAUAUAGAGAGCUUAGAGAGCUAUAUAUUGAUUAUUUAUUAAACUGUGGCUUGCUUUCCUUACUUCGGCAAAAGCUUCAUCUUUUGCAGAGACCAUUAGAUUUGACGUCCAAUAAUUUUUCCUUACUGCUUUUAAAAUGUGUAGGAUUUUUAGAGUCCUUGAACACUUUUCACGGCUGGGGUCUUGGAAAUAAACCUGCCUAUGAGGUUUCUACAUUUUUAACAGAUAAUUUUAUUUAUAUUUUCAAAGAGUCUGAGCUGGCUGGGAUUCCGUAUUUGCUUUUAUGUUUACUGCUUAAUGAUGGUCCUCCAAAGCAGCAAGCUCCAAGGGUGAUUCCUCAGACUUCUUUGGCAGUUUCAAUAUUAUCAAUGCGAUUUUUGAAUAAUUUAGCAAGGCUUCAUCUGCCUCUGCUUCAAGAAAUGUUGUCAAGUGAAGAAUAUUAUGACCAGAUUGGCAGUCUAACAAUUUUCUUGGUUGAUUUUUUUCCUAAUAAGACAUUUAAUUAAAAUUUUCUAAGAGAGCAUCUCAUUUGACCAAAUAUCCAGAAAAAAGUCAUGUUCUACUCAAAUAUCAUGCACCCGACCAGAUGUAUCAUUUGUUUAAUUACAUAUUAAGAUACUGCACAGAACAUAUAGAUUCUGGGCUAGAAGAUGUCCGAGAACUAUUACAUGAAGUUAUACUGCUAAUUGGGUACUUUGUAACCCAAAACACAAAAAACCAGGACAUGAUGAAUUUAGGGGAAACUUCUAUUUUGCAAAGAUUGUGUGGGCUGCCUUUUGCAUAUUUUACUGAUAAGAAAUACACAAAUGUGCUUUUCCCUACUUUAAUUUCAAUAUGUUAUAAACACAGCCAUAAUUUAUCAAUUUUGCAGCAAGAAAUGAGCGUGGAUAUGCUGUCAACUUAUAUUACUCAGCAGUGCCAAUAUUAUCCAAUUCAUGAUCCACCUAUUGAAGAGGAGAAAAAAGAUGUGAUAAGGUCUAAAAAAUCAUUGUCAAUUUCAAGCUCGAAUUCUUCGUCGAAAUCCAUUCUUGCUGCAGCGUCUUUGAAGCUUGUAUUUACUAACCGAUUUCCAAGGUACUUGUGGGAAAGUGCAGCAGAGUUUUUUCAAGAGAGUUAA